AUGGCGAGUGACAGUGAACAGCAGCAAUGGUUCCUUCGUACCUCAUACCCCGUCGACUUUCCUUCUCAUGAUGCUCUGACCAAGUCUCGUGCUGAAUUUGAGGCCUUUUUGACGCAAGAACUCAAAAGCCGUCAUGGGGACACGGAGAUGGCUGGGGCAGGUCCCGGCGGUAAUAUUGAAAGCGAUGUUGACAAGUCAGACACCUUCACACUGGUUAGCGACCCUACCAUAAGCGAAUUGAGAAAGAAUGUGGAGGGGAUCGAUAUGGCAAGUACAGAAGAUGGCUCUCAGGCAGACACCGAAGUCGAACAUGGGGAGUCGACGAAUAUGCCAAAUAUGGAGAAUAAGAUGUUCACGGAAAACAAGGACGUCACCUACCGCACAACGACGGAGUCGCUGGUCGACCUGUUCUCUGAGUUGGAAGACACCAUUACAGGACCACGCCUUCGCGAUGCUCUGGAAGCAGCCUGGAAGGACGAUCCGCUCAUCACCCUCAAGAUCAUUUUCAACGCCAGAUCAAUUCACCUAGGCAAGAGUUCACGCUCGACCUUUUAUAGGGCCGCGGGCUGGCUUGCCCAGAACCACCCCUUGACACUGAUAGCCAACCUGGAAUGGCUCUGUCGUCCAGUCAUCGAAAAGAAAGCCAGGAAGGAUGGCGACGGCGAUCUGGUCAUCGUUGAUGCUGAAAAGCCAACUGACGACCGUACCGCCUUUGACGUGAAUAAUGGCGUAUCUCAUGGCUACUGGAAAGAUCUGCUCAACAUGCUAGCCCUAGCAGCUAACAACAAGCUCGACGUCCUCUCCAACCCGCACGACGUUCUGAACGUUGAGGACAAAAUCGUGCGAACCGCCAUGAUUACCCGCAGGCUCAGACGUCAAGAAGGACCAACGGGAAGAGUCGUGCCACAGGCCAGCCGUGGAAGUCGACUGCGAAUCAAGAGGCGCUAUACACCAAGAGUCGCGGACAGAGUGUAUCCCACUGGGCAAAGUGACACUAAGGAAAAAGCCAAGCAAACAAAACACAAAAUCAGGGAUGACCGCCACCAAGCAGCAGUGGACACAUUCAAGAAUAACUCCGUAUACCGUGCUCUGCACUUGACAGUUGCGCGACUAUUCGCUGAACAACUACAGGCGGAUCUAGCAGCGUUCGGGAACUCAGAUGCAAAGAUGCGAAACAGUGUAUCUCUCUGCGGAAAAUGGGCUCCUUCACAUGCUGGGUUCCACGACAAGCACACAUUCGUCACGAGUUCUAUUGCGGAAAUCUUGUAUCCGCAGCGAGAUUUUGCUGAUAAGGAGGUUCGCUCUGCUGAUAGAGACACGUACUUGCGGCAUGCGCGGGAACGGUACCGCAAGGACAUGUCUGCUCUGCGGAAGCACCUCACAGUUGUGGAAAGAGAUAUUACGGCCGGCACAUUUGAGAAUAUUAAAUACGAGCGUGUCCCCUCGCUAGCAAUGAACAACUACACGGGCUUGUUUGCAAAGAAGGACAUGGGACGCUUUGAGAAGUACCUCACACUGGUUGCGGAAGGCAAGGCGAACAUAUCGGGAGCGACCUUGCUGCCAUCGACGCUGAUACUCAAAGCCGAACAAGCCAGUCGCUAUGUCAGAGGGAACGAUGAUAAAAUCACCGAAGACUGGAUCAAAUCACACUCUGCCACGGAACUCAUGCAAAGAAAAAUCGCCCAAGUAGAAGCAAAAGUCAUAGACGGACAAUGGAACACCCUGGUAAAGCGUCUCAAGGACUCAGGAACACUAUCAUCCAGCAUCGCCGUCUGCGACGUAUCAGGCAGCAUGUCCAGCCCAACCUUCAAAGACAAGACCACGCCGAUGCACAGCGCCAUCGGACUGUCGCUUCUCAUCGCCGAAAUAGCAGCACCACCAUUCGGCGCCUCGUUCAUCACAUUCUCCGCGCAGCCGAGCAUAGAGAAGGUCGACCUGUCCUCGACGCUCACCCAAAAGUACAUCGCCAUGUCCGACUCCUCAUGGGGCAUGAACACAAACUUUGUAGCCGUGUUUGAGGACAUUCUCCUGCCUCUGGCGCGGGAACAUAGCCUCAAACCAGAGGACAUGGUGAAGCGAGUCUUUGUGUUUAGUGACAUGCAGUUUGACACUGCGCAGUCAGGGUACUACGGCAGUGAGAUUCCCUCUUGGAGCAGCUCGUUCGAGAGAGUCUCGGCGUUGUUUAAAGAAGAGGGCUAUGAGAUGCCAGAGCUGGUGUUUUGGAAUCUCGCUGGCGGGGGGAGAGGCGAGUCUAGUGGUCCGAAGGCGGUGACGGCUUCGGAUGAGGGUACGUGUUUGGUGAGCGGGUAUUCACAGGGUAUGUUGAAGGUGUUUUUGGAGAAUGGCUCGUUUGGGGAUGAGGAGGGUGAGGGUGAUGAGGUGCUUGUGACGAAGGAGGAGGAUGGGGAGACGAUUACAGCUGAACCGGUGAAGAAGAAGGCGAGGAUAGAUCCUAUGGCUGUGGUGAGAAAGGCAGUGGGACAUAAAGCCUACGAUAUGCUCAGAGUGUUGGAUUGA
Molecule: messenger RNA, 2517 nt
Organism: Pochonia chlamydosporia 170
Lineage: Eukaryota; Fungi; Ascomycota; Sordariomycetes; Hypocreales; Clavicipitaceae
Exons: 1
Coding region: 1-2517 (838 amino acids)
Source: RefSeq, a predicted model, not a curated record